Messenger RNA from Fragaria vesca subsp. vesca, 2541 nucleotides. Its product is annotated as cation/calcium exchanger 4-like. Gene Ontology annotation, biological process: monoatomic cation transport; transmembrane transport. Gene Ontology annotation, cellular component: membrane. Gene Ontology annotation, molecular function: monoatomic cation transmembrane transporter activity. Lineage: Eukaryota; Viridiplantae; Streptophyta; Magnoliopsida; Rosales; Rosaceae. Bases 377 to 2338 code for a protein of 653 amino acids. The record is from RefSeq and is a predicted model, not a curated record. The transcript has a single exon.
GAAACGAAAAGAGUCAUCGUCUUCAAAAUAUUGGUGUGAAGCUAUGCGAAGCUACGACGUCGUCUGGGUCUCCUUCCCCAAAUGAAUUGAACGAAGCUACGACGAAGCUGCUCCUUUAUUGUUCGUAUUCUUUAGCACUCUUUCUGUUUCUUCCAAACCAGAAAGAGUGCUAAACCCAAAAGCCAAAGGUAACCCUCUCUCCUCCUCAAACCCCCAAUUUUCACUUUCUCUGAUUUCCUCAAAGACCCAAUUUUUAUCGCAAUUCACACCAUUCAAUCCAACCCUUUAUUCAAUUUCCCCCCAAUUCGAAAACCCUAGUCUUGCUUUUUCCCAAUUUCGACUUCAAUUAGGGUUUUGAUCAGGAGGGGGGUCGAUCAUGGGAGGACCCAGUUACUUUUUCGGGUCUAGAAAGACCCGAAUUCGUGGGGCUUUCAAUGCAAUUAGUGCUCUGGUGUUGUUCUUCUUGUUCUACACCCAAGAUGGUUUCAUCAAAAACCCAAUUCUGGGUGCUUCGAAUUCGGUUCUUCCUCCUAUCUGGAGCUCCAAAGUUGAUGCCUUUAUGGGUAAUCGGGUCGAGAUUAUUCGCCGGAGAAUGGCCCAGGUCAAUGCUGAUGUUAGUUUUUCGAAUCAGAGUAGUAUUAGUGUUAAUGGGUCUGAUGCCAACUUUGUAACGGCUGCUGAUCCUAAAAUGUGCACUGGGUUGUUCACACACCAUGGUUUCGCAACCAAAUGCGAGUACUUGAUUGCCCACCCGGAAUGUAAUCCUGGCGGGCACUUUAAUUACAUUAAGUUUCUGUACUGUGACUGUGGGAGCUUUAACUUUCUGGGUUAUAUUGCAUUGACAAUUUGGUUAGCUGCAUUGUUCUAUCUGUUGGGGAAUACUGCCGCGGAUUACUUCUGUUGCUCGCUGGAGAAGCUUUCGAGUCUGUUGAAUUUGCCCGCCACUGUGGCGGGUGUGUCUCUGCUUCCGCUUGGGAAUGGUGCUCCGGAUGUGUUUGCCAGCAUUGCUGCUUUCGUGGGGAAGGAUGCGGGCGACGUGGGGCUGAAUAGUGUGUUGGGUGGAGCUGUUUUUGUUACUUGUAUUGUUGUUGGGAUUAUAUGUCUUUGUGUGGCGGAUAAGGGGGUUCAGCUCGAUAGGAAGUGCUUUAUCAGAGAUAUAUGUUUUUUCCUCUUUACAAUCUUCUCCCUUGCGAUGAUGUUGGUGGUUGGGAAGGUUACUGUUGGGGGUGCUAUAGCGUUUGUGUUGAUUUAUGCGGUUUAUGGGUUUGUGGUGGCUGCAAAUGAGCUUUUGAGGAAACAUGUUCGAAAGUUAAGGUUGGAUGUUGUAACACCAUUGCUUCCGGUUAGAGGAAGUAUAUUUUCGCAAGGAAAUGAGGAGGAUGAUUCCAUAUAUGCUGGGCUACUUGAAUCUGAAGAGGGGAGUGACGUGCCUCACCUCCAAAGUAAGCUGCCGCAGUGGAUGUGGGCUUCAAAUGUAGCAAUUUAUUCAAAUCAGAGUGCAAAGAAUAGUACAGACAGCCCAAGGUCAUUGUGGGGUUGGAACGAAGAGGAACAGAGCAAUGAAAACUCUUCCUCUUUCAAAGUUCUAUCAGUGCUACAGCUUCCAUUGACGCUGCCAAGACGAUUGACAAUCCCCAUAAUUGAGGAGGAUAGAUGGUCCAAAGGUUAUGCUGUUGCAAGUGCUGUGUUGGCUCCUAUUCUUCUGGUAUUCUUAUGGAGCAUUCAAGAUGAUGUGGGAUCUAGGAGUGUGAAGAUUGCAUAUUUUAUAGGUAUUGUCUCUGGUGUUGUUUUGGGUGUCCUUGCAUAUAUAUACACCAGAGCUGACCAGCCUCCUCGCAAAUUUUUAUUUCCAUGGGUUUUGGGAGGAUUUUUCAUGAGUAUCAUCUGGUUCUACAUUGUUGCAAAUGAGCUAGUUUCACUACUGGUGGCACUGGGUGUGAUUUUUGGAAUAAAUCCAUCAAUUCUCGGAUUGACUGUAUUAGCUUGGGGCAACUCGAUGGGUGAUCUAAUGUCGAAUGUUGCACUGGCAAUUAAUGGUGGUGACGGUGUACAAAUUGCAAUGUCAGGAUGCUAUGCUGGGCCUAUGUUCAACACACUUGCUGGCUUGGGGUUGUCAAUGCUGUUUGCCGCCUGGUCUAAGAGACCCGCAUCUUAUAAAAUACCCAAAGAUAGUAGCUUGUAUUUUACAAUGGGAUUCCUAGUGGCAGGGCUUAUUUGGUCACUGAUUGUGCUGCCCAGGAAUGACAUGCGCCCCAACAAGAUCUUAGGAGUUGGCCUUAUAACACUCUAUUUGAUAUUUCUCUCCCUCAGAAUAGCCGCAUCAAUGGGGGGACUGUGACUGGUAGUUCUAUAAAUAAUUAUUGCAUUGGUUUGCUAGGUUGUGUCUUGUACAGAGUUGAGUUGGAAUGGCAUUAUUGGUGCCAGAAGCUGAGUGUUCCUUCAGGAGUAACUGAUACUGUUUGUUGUCUUUGAUAAUGUAUUCCACUUGUUAAUAUAAAAACAGAUUUUGUCGACUCAAAUUUGAACUUGGAAAAUUGUUUA